GCCAUGGGCUGCGAUGGCGGCACCAUCCCCAAGAGGCACGAACUGGUCAAGGGGCCCAGGAAGGCCGAGAAGGUGGACAAAAAUGCCGAAUUGGUGGCCCAGUGGAACUAUUGUACCUUGAGUCAAGAAAUACUAAGACGACCAAUAGUCGCCUGUGAGCUUGGCAGACUUUAUAACAAAGAUGCCGUCAUAGAGUUUUUAUUGGACAAAUCUUCAGAGAAAGCCCCAGGACAGGCCACAUCUCACAUCAAGAGCAUUAAGAAUGUGACAGAACUUAAGCUCUCCGACAAUCCAGCCUGGGAAGGUGAUAAAGGAAGCACAAAAGGUGACAAAUUUGAUGAUUUACAGCGUGCACGUUUUAUCUGCCCUGUCGUGGGUUUGGAAAUUAAUGGAAGACACAGGUUUUGUUUUCUGCGUGGCUGUGGUUGCGUGUUUUCCGAAAGAGCCUUGAAAGAAGUCAAAGCAGAGGUCUGCCACACAUGUGGAGCCGCUUUUCAAGAAGAUGAUGUCAUUGUGCUUAAUGGUAACAAAGAGGAUGUGGAAAUGCUAAGAAAAAGAAUGGAAGUGAGAAGACUCAAAAUGAAGACGGGGAAGAAAUCAAAGAAACCCAAAGCAACAGAAUCAGUUUCUCAACCAAAUGCCACAGAAGAAUCUCCAGGGCCAUCCAAGCUUAAGAGUGAAAAGGAUGAAGUGAACAUUAACUCAGAAAAGAAGUAUGACUUCUCCAACAAGAAUACAGCAGCAACUGGAAAUCCUUCAGGAAAAGCCAGUAAAUCUUCAUCCGGAUGCUCCAAGAGAUCCAUAGCAGACAGUGAUGAAUCAGAGGCAUACAAGUCCAUUUUCACCACACACAGCUCAGCAAAACGCUCAAAGGAGGAGUCUUCCAACUGGGUUACUCACACAUCCUACUGCUUUUGAACGCUACUUGAUGUGAUUGUAACUUUCCUUCCUCAAGGUAUUUACUUUAGCCUUUCAUGUAGGGUGUCAUUGUAAGCAAAUAGUACCUCCUAUGGGCCUGUCUAUGAGUUGUUUAUAAAUUGAGGCCCGCCUUUCUUUUUACUAUAGCUUGUGCUGAUCAUCAGGGGUACAGCCACGGGUUGCAGAGGUUAGAAGACAGCAUGGGAAUGGAGAAAUUUUUAGUAUUUUUCCCCUUUCCUUUUAGUCAGCAGUAAAUUAUUACAAUAUCCAGAAUCAGAUUAGGUGUCUGUUCAGGGUCCUCCACCUCUGCAGUUGAACUUUUCCAUGGGCAUCAAGGCUAGGCUGUUCUUACUGCACCCUCUCAUCCCCACCCCCACAUUUGCUUUUUGUGGUAAAAAUAAAAAGUCUCAAUUGAACAAAC
Messenger RNA from Tachyglossus aculeatus (Australian echidna), 1339 nucleotides. RefSeq names its product replication termination factor 2 (gene RTF2). The transcript has 9 exons. Gene Ontology annotation, cellular component: nucleus. Gene Ontology annotation, biological process: mitotic DNA replication termination; site-specific DNA replication termination at RTS1 barrier. Lineage: Eukaryota; Metazoa; Chordata; Mammalia; Monotremata; Tachyglossidae. Bases 4 to 918 code for a protein of 304 amino acids. The record is from RefSeq and is a predicted model, not a curated record.